Ruditapes philippinarum (Manila clam) is the source of this 2655-nucleotide messenger RNA. RefSeq names its product sacsin-like. Lineage: Eukaryota; Metazoa; Mollusca; Bivalvia; Venerida; Veneridae. The transcript has 5 exons. The record is from RefSeq and is a predicted model, not a curated record. Gene Ontology annotation, molecular function: Hsp70 protein binding. Bases 590 to 2278 code for a protein of 562 amino acids.
AUGUAGUGUAGAUUUAGUUGUUCAUGUUAGUUCAGAUGUAACUAGACUCCUAUUCUAUUGUAACUUGUGAAUAAGUUUUAUAUUACAAACGAGUUGAAAUAAAGUAAGAUUUUUAAUAUACACUGUAUUUAGUGUAGUGUAAUUACAGCGCAGUUGAAAUGGUCCGUUGUGUAGUUUGUAGAUAAAUGUAACCUUUUAAGAUUAACAUAUUUUGUAUUAACAUUAUAAUAUCCGGAAAGGAAGAUAUUUGAGAUUGCUAAAUAAUCAAAACCAGACAAACCAACAAAAUGGAGUCAUCCAGCGACGGAAUGUUUGAUCCAGGCAUAAGCUUCUCCUCUAUGAGACAACCGCCACUCAUCAAACAGUUAAAAGGUAUACUCUCAGAGUACCCGGAUGGUGGCCAAAUUCUGAAGGAACUCAUACAGAAUGCCGAGGAUGCUGAGGCAACUGAGAUCAAUAAAUCUAUGAUGCCAGACAAAUCAAUCAUACUAGUGCUACAAAUGAAAAUUUUAACAAAUUUUUCAACGGUCCAGCUCUUUGUGUCGCAAAUAAUGCGAUAUUCACAGAGAAAGAUUGGGAUGGUAUUCGUAUGAUAUAUAGCAGUGUGAAGGAAGAUGACCCUCUGAAAGUUGGCAGAUUUGGUCUAGGCUUCAAGUCCGUGUUCCAUAUCACAGAUUAUCCCUGUGUUAUCAGCGGCGACAGAAUUUUAAUGAUAGAUCCACAGCAACCGUCAGGCCAAGUAAAUGCAAUGGUUAAAUUAUCCCGAAUUGGAAACCUUGAACUUGAAAAACAUGGACUGAAUGCUGAGGCAUUUUGGGAAGCAUUUGACGGGUUGUUUGGAAUCGAACAAGGAAUAGUUGCCAAUGGUUAUUAUGAUGGUACAUUGUUUUGGUUUCCACUACGCCAGCACUGUUCAGAGGUGUCAGAAACAUUAUAUGAUGAAGAAAAAGUUAUGGACCUGUUCGAAGGAUUACAGCUAGAGGCUUCUUCUAUUUUACUCUUCCUGAGGAAUUUAGAAAGUAUAAAUAUUUAUACACGUAGAAACGGAAAUCCUAUUUCAAAAAUUGUUAAAAUAGAACUACAAGAUACAAAUGGAAGAGUUCGAAAAUACAGAUUUGAUUUUGCAGAAAAAGUAAAAAAAAUAAAUUCAGCUUAUCAGGAGAAAGAUAUAUGGAACGAUGUACAGAUAUCAAUAAACAUAUUAAAAAAAGGAAAGUCUAACAUAUCUAAAUGGAUGGUUGUGAACUAUUAUGUUGGUAGCAGUUCCAACUUGAAUUUUCAAAAACUAAUACACGAUGAGAAUUUCUGUUACAGUCCAUAUGUAGGAGUUGCGGCUCCACUUGAAUCUAAGAAGCGUACUUUUGAGGGGCAUGUGUUUGCCUUUCUACCUUUGCCGAGAGAGGGAUCACGUCUUACCGGACUACCAGUGCAUGUAAAUGGAUUCUUUGCCCUGAGUCAGAAUCGACACCACUUAAAGCUAGAAACGGAGGAACAAAGAGAUAAAAGAAUCGAUGACAAGUCAAUUUUAUGGAACAAAUAUCUUAUUUGUGAAGCCAUUCCUCUUGCAUAUCAGAUCCUUGUAAAUUCAUUGAUACAAAGGUCGAUUGAUUGUGGAAAUGUAUCUGAUUCAAUUGACCAUGUGUAUGCAUGUCUGCCUGAUUCAUCAAAAACACAUCAAACAUGGGCUACACUUGAACAUACAUUGUUUAUUAAGCUGGCAACACAACCCUUUUUAUACAGUACCAAUGUUAACAGUUGGAUACGGCAAAAUGAUGCGUGCUUUGCAACUUUAAGCAACCUACCAAUUGAACACAAACACGUCAAAGAUGCCAUAAAACACUGUCUUACUUCUGUAGGAAAGAAAUACGUAGACAUUCCAAAGGGGCUUUUUGAAACUAUACGAAGGUAUUUUCCUCAACUUCAGGAUCUUACUCCAAAAGUCUUCACAACAUACAUUCAAAAGAACAAAAGUUACAGAAAUAAAGCAUGCCAGGACAAACUGGAUAUUUUAGAAUAUAUUCUAUCGGAGAGCGAAUAUGGGUUGGUACAUGGACUGGAGCUUCUUCCACUGUCUUCUGGAGAAUGGACAAAUUUCAACAAGCGCGAAGCGACAGUAUACAUCUGCCCCGAAGAUAUUUUAAGAAUACUGCCUGGCCUUCAGCACAUUCUUUUGAAGAACAAGUCAUCUCUUAGAAGCACAUUAGCACGUCAGAUAGAAAGCUUGUGUUGUUCAGGUAAGUUUUAUUUAUUUACACUUCAUAAAUAUAAAUACACUUGAUAUAAUUAAUUUACCAAACAUACGUAUGCAUUGCGUUAAUUAUUUCUUGUAACUCUUAUCUUUUUGUUUUUGUUCGCUGCGCUCCAAGGAUUACCUUUCCCCAGAUUAUUUAUGAUUAAAAUAGCAUUUUUUUAUUUGGUCCAUAUUGAUCAUUAUUGCAAUCUAUAUUUUAACUAAUCAAUUUUAAAUUAAAUUUCAAAAUACAUACAAUGAAUCUAUCUUAACGUGAUUGUGUUUAAAAAAUCUGGAGAUAAGCCCAUGAACCAAAACAAUACGAUAAAUAAAGCAGUUCCAUCGAAAACUUGAAAAUAUAUACUACACCCUUUGUCUGUUGUUUCGAUAUCAAUAUAUUUAUAUCUGUCAUUAAACGGUUAAAA